Molecule: messenger RNA, 1272 nt
Organism: Ilex paraguariensis (yerba mate)
Lineage: Eukaryota; Viridiplantae; Streptophyta; Magnoliopsida; Aquifoliales; Aquifoliaceae
Source: the annotation of a GenBank genome assembly
AUGGAUUCAAGUGCCGCAACUCUUCUUCUCUCUCAUCCAUUGGAGAUCAAGCAUGACAGAGAAAAUGGGCUUCCCUUCCAUCCAUUGGAGCUCAAGAAUGAGAGAGAAAAUGGGGUUGUCUGCCAUCCAUUGGAGCUCAAGGAUGAGAAAGAAAAUGGAAUUCUCUGCCAUCCAUUGGAGCCUAAGGAUGAGGGAGAAAAUGGGGUUGUUUUUGACACAGUUAAGCUUCAAAAACAAGCUAGCUUGCCAACAGAGUUCAUUUGGCCACAUGGGGACUUGGUUCACACUCAAGAAGAAGAGCUCAAAGAGCCCCUAAUAGACCUAAAAGGGGUUUUCAGAGAUGAUAAGAGAGAAAUUAUAAGGGCAGCUGAGCUAGUUAGGGCAGCUUGCAUGAACCAUGGCUUCUUCCAAGUCACCAAUCAUGGUGUGGAUGCAGAACUCAUAAGUGCUGCCCAUGAUCAGUUGGAUGCUUUCUUCAAGCUUCCCAUUAGCAAGAAGCUUGCUGCCCGUAGAAAUCCGGGCAGCGUGUGCGGUUAUUCUGGUGCCCAUGCUGAUCGGUUUUCGUCGAAAUUACCGUGGAAGGAGACACUUUCAUUUGGAUAUAACCAUGGGAGUGAUACUGAGCUCUCUGUGGUUGAAUAUUUCAAGUCCACAGUUGGAGAAGAAUUUCAAGAGACAGGGUUGGUUUACCAAAGAUAUUGUGAAGCAAUGAAGGAAUUAUCUCUUGUAAUAAUGGAACUCCUGGCAAUUAGCUUGGAAGUAGAACGUUUACACUAUAAGAAUUUCUUUGAAGAUGGGCGUUCAAUAAUGAGGUGCAAUUACUAUCCACCAUGCAAAGAACCUGACCUCACGCUCGGCACUGGUCCUCAUUGUGAUCCAACCUCCUUAACAAUCCUGCAUCAAGAUCAAGUUGGGGGACUGCAAGUUUUUGCAGCUAACAAAUGGCAAUCCGUUCGCCCUCGCUCCGACGCCCUCGUCGUCAACAUUGGUGAUACAUUCAUGGCAUUAUCCAAUGGGAGAUACAAGAGUUGCCUACAUAGGGCAGUGGUGAACAAGGAGAGAGAGAGGAGAUCAUUGGCUUUUUUUGUGUGCCCAAAAGAAGAUAAGGUGGUGAGACCCCCUCAGGAUCUUGUUGACAGAGAAGGGCCAAGGAAGUACCCUGAUUUCACAUGGUCAGAUUUGUUAGAAUUCACACAAAAACACUACAGAGCUGAUAUCACAACACUCCACAGCUUCACCCAUUGGCUUCUAUCCAAUAAGCCCCCAACCUAG